CUCCGCCCCGGGCAGGGCGGUGCGAGGCGGGCGGUGCGGCCAUGCGGCGGGCGGGCGGCGGCGCGGAGCUGGCGGCCGAGGCGGCGGUGCGGGCCGUGCUGCUGGCCGCCUUCGUCAUCAUGGAGUUCCUGCCGCCGUUCCAGCGUGUGGUGCAGCCCGAGGAGAUGUGGCUCUAUAGGAACCCCUACACGGAGGCGGAUCGAGUGCCCACCCUGCCCAUGUUUUUCAUCGCCUUUCUGUCCCCCUUGCUGCUCAUCAUCCUGGCAAGGCUGUUCCUGAAUGCCGACCAGGAAGACACGCGGGAAGCCUGCCUUGCUGCCAGUCUUGCUCUUGCCCUGAACGGGGUUUUUACAAACGCCCUGAAGCUUGUUGUGGGGAGGCCACGGCCGGACUUCUUCUAUCGAUGCUUCCCGGAUGGACAAGCAAACGUGGAGCUGGUGUGCACGGGGGACUCCAGCGUAGUGACAGAGGGACGCAAAAGCUUCCCCAGCGGACAUGCUUCCUUCGCCUUCGCUGGUCUCGCCUUCUCUGCCUUCUACAUAGGGGGGAAGCUGCGCUGCUUCACGCCGGGCCGGGGAGGCAGAGCCCUGCGGCUCUGCGCCUUCCUCCUCCCGCUCUUCCUCGCCACCCUCAUCGCCGUGUCCCGCACCUGCGACUACAAACACCACUGGCAAGACGUGUUGGUUGGCUCAGCGAUCGGCUUCAUGCUUGCCUACCUCUGCUACAGGCAGUAUUACCCUCCCCUGAUGGACUCUAUGUGCCACAAACCCUUCCUGUACAAACCCACACAGCUGCCAGCACACCCAGAGAAGCCUGCAGCUUCCAGCUUCCACCUGGAUAUAUAGUGAUGGGCUCUGUCCUGCUGGUCCCUGAAUGCCGGGGCAGGGGAAGGUUGGUGUUGAGAAGUGGCUCGAUCAGAUGAGGAUGAACCUGAUGCUGGUGUAGAUGCUCCCUGCAGUGCUGGUGAGUUGUCCUGCCUGUGCUGCUUCAUUGAACCACAUUCUGUAGGCAGCCCUCUCUUCAGGAGGCCCUCGGUGCACGCCUGCAGGACAGCCUAGCUACAAAGGGUCCUGAAGCAAGAACCAGGAGAACGUGACGACCUGGUGUGCCCCAUUCCAUGGGUGUUCUUGUGCCCAGUCCAGAAAGCACCAUCAGUCACGUCCCUUCGGUCCCAUCCCUCCCCAUGGGAAGUGUAUCCCUAAGGGCAGUGCGGGACCUGCUGCUGGUGGCUUUUCAAUCCCAGCUGAGCCCAUAGGCAGGGAUGAGCAUGAGGUUCCAGUCUCUUUAACCAUGGGUUGAGUGGAGGAAGGUGAAUCUAGCAUGUGUUACGUGUGUUAUUGUGCUAGCCCUGACCUUUUCUAAUGUGCCAAAUAAAGGAGGUUUAAUUUUUCACAGGA
Messenger RNA from Strigops habroptila (Kakapo), 1397 nucleotides. It is a transcript of the gene PLPP5, whose product is annotated as phospholipid phosphatase 5. The transcript is spliced from 7 exons. Gene Ontology annotation, molecular function: phosphatidate phosphatase activity. Bases 42 to 845 code for a protein of 267 amino acids. Gene Ontology annotation, biological process: phospholipid metabolic process. Lineage: Eukaryota; Metazoa; Chordata; Aves; Psittaciformes; Psittacidae. The record is from RefSeq and is a predicted model, not a curated record.